UGACUACCUUUCGGACCCCCAUAAAAAUGGGCACGCUGACAGUACGGGGGGCGCUGAGGGUGUGGGGGGCGCUGUGCAUGAUGGGAUGCGUGGCCGCCUCGCCGCACCUCAACCAGGUGGACUACGGGGACGUUUACGACAACGAGGUGUCCAAAGAGCAGCGCGAAGACGACUCGGCGGCGGCGGCGGCGGCGAUGCCUCCGUGCCAGUCCGGCGAACUCUCCCGGUGGGACGAGCUCUUCGUGGCCCUGGAGAACUCUCACAUGAGGCAGAACAUGCUUCUGGAGUCCUCGGAGUCGUGCUGCGGGGCCACGGCGUCCCUCAGGGCGCAGCUGGAGCGCCUGGCCCGGGGAUCGAACCACCAGUGCCCCCCCUGGCAGGCCGCCCUCAAGGCGCUUCACCAGGAUCUGCUGGCGCUCCGGGAGGAGGGCGAGGCCAGGGAGAGGAGGUUCAACGCCACCUUGCAGGCCGGUAAUCGUUCCAAACCCUCGCCGGCCGCCCUGAAAGAACAGGAAGUGGCGCAGGAAGCGACGUCGCCCCCCGCCGACAGCGUGGAGAAGGCGCUGGUCGCCAUAGCGACCGAGCUGCAGCGGCUCCACGUGCAGCUCAGCCGAGUCAUCCAGGAGGCCGGCGCGCUGAAAAAAGACAGAGGGGACUCGUGAGAGGCCCGCAUCGGACGGACCGCUGUCGUACAGUGGAUAUAAAAAGUCUACACACCCCUGUUCAAAUGCCCGUUUUUGUUGUUGUCGUCAUAUUAAAAAAUGAGACCGUGAGAAAUCAUUUCAAAACUUUUUCCACCAUUGUGAGCUACAAACUGUACCACACACUACCCCACUCUUUUCAAGAGGGCUAGAAAUAAAAUAAACAACCCGGAUAUGAUGUAGUUGCACAAGUGUGCACACCCUCUCAUAAACUGGGAUGGAGCUGUGUUCAGAAUUAACCAAUCAAAUGAAACUCCGUAAAUCAGGAUGCACCAAUAACAAUCGACUGUUCUGAUAGGCUUUUCCUGCCGUUUUUGUCAGCACAUCUUUCAAUACCAGCCAUGGUCGGCAAAAAAUAAAUAAAUAAAUAAAUAAAAAUACAGCAUCACUGGGGAUCUUAUUGUGAACAGGAAAAGGCUAUUAAAUAUUUUGAAAGGCACUGAAAAUACAAUGAAAUUUUGACAAAUUCCAAAUAUUACCCAGUGUCAGCACAAAACACGGAAGCUUAAAAAAAUAUCUGAGUUUAAUUUGAUGUUCAUAAGAAGCAUUUUAAAUGGCCACAGCUUUGGAAUAGUGGCCAGUAUAGAGGGUGUGCAGACUUCCGCAAUUACGUUAUCUCACUCGCUGUUUAGUUUUAUUAUCACUUUUUUCCCCCAAUAACAUUUAUAAGGGCUGUUGGUCACAUUAAUAGUGGAAAAUGUUUCGAAAUAAUUUAUCAGGCUCUCGUUUGUUUUAUAACACAAAAAAAUGGCAAGUUAACAAGAAUGUGUAGUUUUCA
This is a messenger RNA of Syngnathoides biaculeatus (alligator pipefish), 1479 nucleotides long. RefSeq names its product pentraxin-related protein PTX3-like. NCBI's taxonomy places the organism in Eukaryota, Metazoa, Chordata, Actinopteri, Syngnathiformes, Syngnathidae. Bases 27 to 662 code for a protein of 211 amino acids. The record is from RefSeq and is a predicted model, not a curated record. The transcript is spliced from 2 exons.